Messenger RNA from Cheilinus undulatus (humphead wrasse), 2863 nucleotides. Its product is annotated as muscarinic acetylcholine receptor M5-like. The transcript is spliced from 2 exons. Gene Ontology annotation, biological process: chemical synaptic transmission; adenylate cyclase-inhibiting G protein-coupled acetylcholine receptor signaling pathway; G protein-coupled receptor signaling pathway, coupled to cyclic nucleotide second messenger. The record is from RefSeq and is a predicted model, not a curated record. Gene Ontology annotation, cellular component: plasma membrane; dendrite; synapse. Gene Ontology annotation, molecular function: G protein-coupled serotonin receptor activity; G protein-coupled acetylcholine receptor activity. Lineage: Eukaryota; Metazoa; Chordata; Actinopteri; Labriformes; Labridae. Bases 770 to 2311 code for a protein of 513 amino acids.
UUCUCUUAACUGUGGCUCGGGGUUGAAUCUGCGUCUGUGAGGACGUUCAUCCAAGAAGCGGCAAUCAGAAGCACAGUGGGACACAAAAGGUCAGUCAAUCUGUGUAGCCUUGAGGAAUCAAACUUCACUUCACUUGCCAGUGGAGUCGCUCUAACUCUGCAGAAAGAGAGGAACGGCAACUUGUUGCUGCUUUUAUUGAUUUCCUUGAAGAUGUCGAUUAAGCUCUGUGAAAAAUAAGAAGCUUUGAUGAGAUUUUUCCAUGCAGAAGACCAGGAUUAGUUUCCAGUAGUUCACCUUUCUCUGAAAAAGGUCUAACGAGGCACCUUAGCUGCUCUGUCACAUGGACACUGACACUGAACAGCUGUUGCAUUCUCCAUCUCAGCACAGAGAGCAUUCAGCAGCUUCACAGUGCAAAAUGAUGCUGAAAAACUUGUUUGCAUCCUCUCUUACUUAGCAACUGGUGAGGAUGAGAGAUGCUGUGAUGACCUAUCUGUAUUUGAGAAGUGUGUUUUUCACCUCGUUGGAGAGAGGAGCUCAAGGGGAGAAAAGUCAGCACGAGGGAGCAGGAGAGGCAGCUGUGAGAAAGUGACAGAACUGUACCAGACUGAAGAAGGAGUAAAGGAAAAACAGUGUAUCAAAGAGCUGGACGCACGCCCGUAUAGCACUGCAGGAUCGUGUUUUGUCAGAGCCGUGCACGGAAAAUCCUGAUGGAGCUGCAAAGGGGUGCUUCUCUCUGAUCUGAAAAGGACACCACCUAUAACUCAGCAUCAUGGAUGUAGAUCUUCUGAACGGCACUUCUGCCAACACAACUCAUGUCCCAGUUUCUCCACACAGUCUCUGGGAGGUCAUAGCCAUCGCCACAGUGUCUGCCAUUGUCAGCCUGAUAACCAUCGUUGGUAACGUGUUGGUGAUGCUGUCCUUCAAAGUGAACAGCCAGCUAAAGACUGUAAACAACUACUACCUGCUGAGUUUGGCCUUUGCUGACCUCAUCAUAGGAGUGUUGUCCAUGAACUUGUACACCACAUACAUCCUGAUGGGUUACUGGUCUUUGGGAAACCUAGCGUGUGACCUCUGGCUGGCAGUGGAUUAUGUAGCCAGCAAUGCUUCAGUGAUGAACUUACUUGUCAUCAGCUUCGACAGGUACUUCUCCAUCACAAGGCCGCUGACUUACAGAGCUAAAAGGACUCCAAAGAGAGCCGCCAUCAUGAUCGGCCUGGCCUGGCUGGUGUCUUUCAUACUCUGGGCACCGCCAAUUCUGUGCUGGCAGUACUUUGUUGGAGAGAGAAAAGUGCCUCCAGACCAGUGCCAGAUCCAGUUCCUAACAGAGCCAGUGAUCACAUUUGGGACAGCAAUCGCUGCUUUCUACAUCCCGGUCUCUGUCAUGACAAUCCUUUACUGUCGGAUCUACAAGGAGACGCAGAAACGGACCAAAGAUCUGGCGGAGCUGCAAGGGCUCGCCACAGAAAAUGUUCCAGAGGGGUUAAAACCACAGAAGACUCUCAUUCAUUCAUGCUUUCAAUUCAACAGAGAGAGGAAGGAACGGAGCCAGGCCUCCUGGUCCUCAUCGAAUCAAAGUAAUGCCACUAAAACUACAACUAGAUCCGAUGAGGGGUGGGUGAAAGCAGAUCAGAUUACCUCCUUUAACAGCUACACCUCAUCUGAGGAGGAGGAGCAGCAUGUUUCCAUUGAAACCCCUCAGGGAUCUUUCAAAGAGAAAGCACUGGGACAGGGUAAUAAGAAUGGGCAGGUGACUGACUACACAGAGGAUCAGUACUUUUCCACUCCUAAGAAGAAGAACAGUAAAAAGAGCAUUUCUUAUAAGUUCAAACCUGGCUCUAAAGGUAAAAACGGCAAAUCUGUAACUGCAACACCCUCACCUUGCCCGCCUGUAGAGGAGCAGCCAACUAAAAAUGCAUCCCCUGCCUCAUCCACCACAUCCAAACCUAUAGACCCCAACCUGAAGAACCAGAUCACCAAAAGGAAGAGGAACGUUCUGGUAAAGGAGAAGAAGGCGGCCCAGACUCUCAGCGCCAUCCUCUUGGCCUUCAUCCUCACGUGGACACCGUACAACAUCAUGGUGCUCAUCUCCACCUUCUGCACCGAGUGCAUCCCCACCUCUCUGUGGCACCUGGGCUACUGGCUGUGCUACGUCAACAGCACCAUCAACCCCAUGUGCUACGCCCUCUGCAACAAGACCUUCCAGAAGACGUUCCGCAUGCUACUGCUCUGCCAGUGGAGGAGGAGGAGGAGAGGCGAGGACAAGCUGUACUGGUGUGGACAAAAUGCAAACGUCAACAACAAAAUGACUUGAUCUGAAACAUUAGAGUGUUUAGGUUAAUUAAAUUUCCCCACAUGCAGAUUUUCUGGGUGUAUAUUUACUGUAGUGAGUGGUCAUCUUCAGCAUGAAGUGCUGCAUGAGAUUUUCCUGUGUAAGUACAUGUCAGUGGAAAAUGAGCAGACUAAAGCAGCACUUAAACAGCUGCUCUGGAUUAUUUCAGAUAAUGACACCCCUGUAAGUGGCUGUAUAUUCUGACAGUGGUUAAAGAUUAUUUCAAGUAUACCGUAAAGGAUGGACUCGGAUCAUUUGCAUAUACUUCAAGUAGUUUAAGGUCUUGUGAAGUCCUUUUUUGUAUGUAAAAAUGUGUUAAUAACCGUUUGUGGCUACAAAGGGAGCUGAACUAACACAGUCUGAUAAACUGCCUCAUUUGAUGUCAACAUCACUUUAAGUACAAAACUACAGCUGUGUCCCAAUUCAGGGCAAACAUUCUUCAAAGGACCAAGCUUUUCACCCUGGUUUUUCCUCCCACGUAGAAUUUAUGCCACACUGUAGUGGCGCACGUCGUUUUGACCACUGCAUUUGUAU